AUGAAGUUCCAACAAACAAUUCUCUCAAUGUCCUUCUUACUUCUCCAACUUCCAUUACUAGUUGUUGAACCCUCAUCUUUCAAUGACAGAAACAUAACAAGUCAUACUUCUGUCAUCAACAAAAUGAGAGAUUCAUCAAACACUUCUAUGGUCGGCAACAUUAUAAGAAGAGGUUCAUCUAUUUCUAUUGUUGGGGAUAUUUGUUCUAGUUAUUGGCCUUCUUCUUCUUGUAAUGUUGGUUUUGGAUUCUACAAACUAUGUUCUUCACAAGAUGGUCCUGAUGAAUUUGUAGUUGGUAUAAGCUUUUUCAAGCCUCGAGUUGCAACCCUUGUUUGGUCAACGAAUCGUUACUAUUCUAAACCAUCUUCAGUUCUCAUCACCAACGAAGGAAAGUUUGUGCUCAGGAUGAAGCCAGAUGACAAAGAGGAGCCUCUAAUACCCAACAUACAAGAACCAGUGGCAUUUGCAAUGAUGCACGAGAAUGAAAACUUUGUACUUUAUGGUUCAGAGUCUCAAAUCGUUUGGCAAAGUUUUGAUUAUCCUACGCACACCGUUCUUGGCGGUCAACAAUUAAGAGCUGGGUUUGAUCUUGUCUCUAAGGGAAGCAGAUUAUCAGUUGAGGAAAUCAGUGGUUCAGUGGAAAUACAUGCGCAAAGUUCAGAAAGUGUACGUGUAUCUAUAAUAUCAGAUGCACUACUUGAGGGUUCACUGAGGAGGCUAAUAUUCCUAAGUUUAAGCACUACUGGUGAUCUAUAUCUUUCUGGUUCUGAUGGCGUCGUUCUUAAAUAUAUUUAUCUAAACAAGAAUCAUCAACAAAGGCAACAAGGAGGAACAAGUAUUGUGAAGGAGGAUGAUUAUUUGUAUAUGGCAAGACUAUCUUCAUAUGGGUAUUUUAUGUUGGAGUAUGUGGCUCGAUAA
Messenger RNA from Papaver somniferum (opium poppy), 918 nucleotides. Its product is annotated as G-type lectin S-receptor-like serine/threonine-protein kinase LECRK1. Bases 1 to 918 code for a protein of 305 amino acids. The record is from RefSeq and is a predicted model, not a curated record. The transcript has a single exon. NCBI's taxonomy places the organism in Eukaryota, Viridiplantae, Streptophyta, Magnoliopsida, Ranunculales, Papaveraceae.